This is a messenger RNA of Neltuma alba, 549 nucleotides long. RefSeq names its product classical arabinogalactan protein 1-like. NCBI's taxonomy places the organism in Eukaryota, Viridiplantae, Streptophyta, Magnoliopsida, Fabales, Fabaceae. The coding region runs from base 1 to 402 and encodes 133 amino acids. The transcript has a single exon. The record is from RefSeq and is a predicted model, not a curated record.
AUGUCAGAGCUUAUUCCCCCUAUUAUUUUUCUCUCACUUCUGCCAUAUUAUUCCCUCAUAUUCCUUUUUUCGUCACCCAACGAGGUCCGUCGCCUCCUCGCCAAAAGCUCCGUCGGUGGUCGCUGUGAGCUCCAUCACAUCUCCGCCGUGAGGUCAUCAUCUUCAACCACGGCUCCAUUGGCUUCUUCUCCAUCUCUGGCAAGUAGGAGCUCCCUUCCAUCGCCUACUGCAUCAUCCCCUUCUCCUUCUCUAGCUCCAUCUCCCACCGCCAAUACUCCUACUUCGAUCUCCAUGCCUCCUUCUGAGGCUUCAGCGCCUAUUGAGAACGACGCUGCUACGAAUCGCUUUGCCAUUGCAGGAUCUGUUGCCUUUGGCAUUGCCGCCGUCGCUUUGGUCAUGUAAAGCGCCGCAUUGUGUAGCUUCGAGAGGUUACUCACCACUUUUUGGUUGAUCGGUGUUUAGAUUAUUCAAUUUUCUUCAUUUAAUUUUGAUCGUAGUAUUUAUUUUUCAUGCUUGUUGAUUCGAGCUUUUAUACGGUGUGACUGAUGA